This is a messenger RNA of Rangifer tarandus platyrhynchus (Svalbard reindeer), 1275 nucleotides long. Lineage: Eukaryota; Metazoa; Chordata; Mammalia; Artiodactyla; Cervidae. The record is from the annotation of a GenBank genome assembly.
AUGAUGGGGGAGUUGGAGCUUUCCAUCAUGGCGGCUUCCAUUUCGGGCUACACCUUCAGCGCUGUGUGUUUCCACAGCGCCAACAGCAACGCCGACCACGAAGGAUUUUUGCUGGGAGAGGUAAGGCAAGAGGAAACCUUCAGCAUCAGUGACUCCCAAAUCAGCAACACAGAAUUUCUGCAAGUAAUCGAAAUCCAUAACCAUCAGCCUUGUUCAAAACUUUUUAGUUUUUAUGACUAUGCAAGCAAAGUUAAUGAAGAGAGCUUGGACAGGAUUCUUAAAGAUCGGAGAAAGAAAGUGAUCGGGUGGUACCGAUUCCGGCGAAACACGCAGCAGCAGAUGUCGUACCGAGAGCAGGUGAUCCACAAGCAGCUCACCCGCAUCCUCGGGGCGCCCGACCUCGUCUUCCUCCUGUUCAGCUUCAUCUCCACCGCCAACAACUCCACCCAUGCUUUAGAAUAUGUUCUCUUUAGACCAAAUCGAAGGUAUAAUCAAAGGAUAUCCCUUGCUAUUCCCAAUCUAGGCAAUACUAGCCAACAAGAGUAUAAAGUGUCUUCAGUGCCAAAUACUUCUCAGAGUUAUGCCAAAGUUAUUAAAGAACAUGGUACUGACUUUUUUGACAAGGACGGAGUAAUGAAAGACAUCAGGGCGAUUUAUCAGGUUUAUAAUGCGCUUCAGGAGAAAGUGCAGGCAGUGUGUGCAGACGUGGAAAAGAGUGAGCGAGUUGUUGAAUCUUGUCAGGCAGAAGUGAACAAAUUAAGAAGACAGAUCACUCAGAGGAAGAAUGAAAAGGAACAAGAAAGACGACUGCAGCAGGCGAUGGUGAGCCGACAGAUGCCGUCUGAGAGCGUGGACCCCACCUUCAGCCCUCGGAUGCCCUAUCCAGGGUUCACAGCGGAAGGCCGAAGUACUCUUGGAGACGCAGAGGCCUCGGACCCGCCUCCACCUUAUUCUGAUCUUCACCCAAAUAAUCAAGAAAGUACUCUGAGCCAUUCUCGCAUGGAGACCAGCGUCUUUAUGCCUCGACCUCAAGCUGUGGGCUCCUCCAGUUAUGCCUCCACCAGUGCUGGACUGAAAUACCCUGGAAGUGGAGCGGACGCCCCUCCUUCCCACAGAGCAGCUGGAGACAGUGCUGAGGAAUCAGACGACAGUGAUUAUGAAAAUUUGAUUGACCCUACAGAGCCCCCUAAUAGCGAAUACUCACAUUCAAGGGAUUCUCGCCCCAUGACACACCCCGAUGGGGGCUCCAGGAACACUCAGACCUCCCAGAUUUAA